Molecule: messenger RNA, 3892 nt
Organism: Girardinichthys multiradiatus
Lineage: Eukaryota; Metazoa; Chordata; Actinopteri; Cyprinodontiformes; Goodeidae
Gene: pglyrp5
Product: peptidoglycan recognition protein 5
Exons: 5
Coding region: 1772-2320 (182 amino acids)
Biological process (GO): innate immune response; peptidoglycan catabolic process
Molecular function (GO): peptidoglycan binding; zinc ion binding; N-acetylmuramoyl-L-alanine amidase activity
Source: RefSeq, a predicted model, not a curated record
CUUAGAUAUUUGAACCCUCUUCUUUUCAGUGGUAGAAGCCAGUUAAGUUGAUUUGGUGUUCUGGCCUGGCUUUUAAUUGUAGUCUAGACAUUUUCAGUACUUUCAAAAGUGGAUUAGUUGCUUAAUGGGAGCCUGCUUUUUCCAUACCAGAACCAGUUAGAUGUGUCUUUGGGAACAUUGUCCUGUUAGAACACCUGCGUUGUGUAAGUUUCAACCAUGAAGCUGUUUAUUUAAGAAGAAGUUAAACAUUUAAGAGCUAUUUCUCCAUACGUAAUAACCUGCCCACUUUGUUUACCAGUACCACUGCAUGAUGCUGCCACCACAAUGUUUUUCUUGCAUUUUAAAGCCUCAUAUUGACUCUUCUCAACAUUCUCGUCACUUUGGCUAAAUGACUCAUUUGUCUCAUCUGACCACAAAACCGCUCUCUUAAAUAACAUCUGGCCUGUCCGAAGUGGCAGCUGCAAAUUCCAGUUGUCCUCGAAGGUGGCGAUUUUCUUGGUUGGAGGCCUUUCAGUCCGUGGUUAUUUAAAACUUUCUUCACUGUGGACAGUAACACUGAUGUCUCAUCAGUUUCCAGUUUAUGGUGGGUCCGAGACCUUAGAGGUUCCUGUUAAGUUCUUGAACACUAAUUGGACACAGCUGGGUUUUCUACAAGGUUAUGGAACACAAACACGUCAAAACCGGUUUUAAUAGGUAAAGCUGGAUAACAUUAAGCUUCUGGGUUGAGCUGCUCAAAGCUCUUGACUUCAACUCUGUUAGAAUCUUGUGGAUUAUGCCUAAAACUCAUGGAACUUCAUCAGUCCUGCCAAGAACUGAAUAAUAAUUAUGCCAGAAGCUAGUUGAUGGCUACAAAAAGUUUGUGGUUGAAGUGCAACUCUCCAAGGGAAAUAUCAGUAGGGGGUUUAUUACCUCCACCACAGAGGUUAUGUUUUUGUUGUCUGCCUGUUUGCAAAAUGUCUCAAAAAGUUCUGAAUGUAUUUUGCUGAAAUUUUCAGACAAGGUGUGUAUCAGGACAAGGAAUAGAUGAUUAGAUAACUUGGAAUUCCCACAUGGUUCCUCACCCGUCAGCAGCUGACAUGCAGUAGCCUUGGCCGAGGUCAGCGCUCUCUGAGUGCUUUUCUAGUUUAUUUAUUUGAUCCUGUGUGGCUUAGAGAACUCCACAAUAAAUUUGAUUUUUGUGCACCCAGUUUUUGUUUUCAAAAGACACUGAAGUUGUAUGUUUUAUAAUAGUUGUAACCUGAAAAAAAAAAUUGAUCAAAUACAUUAAUUAAAACUCAAAAAGUGACUUUCAUGCAUUGAAUACACCGCCGUUUUUUCAGGUUUUCCCGAUUAGAAAGAAUGGAAAUGUCUGUAAUUUUCAUUGUAGGGACACUUCAACUGUGAGAGACUGAAUCUAAAAACCAAUUCAGAAUAUAACAUUGCAUGAUAUUUAAAUAAUUAAUUAGCAUGAAAUUAGUAUUUGGUACAAUAGAAAAAUAGAACUUAAAAUUUGGUACAGAUUCCUUUGUUUACAGUCACAGAUGUUUCCUGUGGUUCCUGACCAGGUUUGGGGACACUGAAGCAGUGAUCAUACAGGGGAAGCAUGUAUAUUCCGACCAGCUGGUUGUGCAAUUGUAUGACUAUUGCCUUGCCAUCUGCACCUGGUGGAAGAUGACCUAUUUGCGUGCAACAACAAAGAACGUGGGAGAUGUAGUUUCCAUAACCACGCCCUCCUGAACAAACUCCGAUAAGAGAGACGCUUCCUGGUCAGUCUUCACAUCUACAAGCUACUAUGUACAGCCUCAUGAGGCAAACAGCGAACAUAGUUUCAAGGCAAGAGUGGGGAGCAGCCGCCCCAAAACAAAAGGAGAGUCUGGAAGGUCCAGCCAAGAAAGUUGUGAUACACCACACUGCCCUCCAGAGCUGCAAAGGUCUGUCAGAGGGCAAGGACCGGCUUCACAGCAUACAGAGGCUUCAUAUGAAGGAAAGACACUUUGAUGACAUUGGGUAUAAUUUUCUUAUUGGAGGAGAUGGCAGUGUGUUUGAGGGCCGGGGCUGGGGUGUGAUGGGGGCUCACACCAAAGGCCACAACCGUGACUCCCUGGGCAUUGCUUUCAUGGGCAAUUUCAACAAUGACACACCGAGCAAAGAGGCAAUAUUGUCAGUCAAACAGCUGCUGAUGUCUGGGGUUUUGGAAGGCUUCAUAGAACCACAGUUUGUCCUGUAUGGACACAGAGAUUUAGGAGCUACAGAAUGCCCUGGAAAAAAUCUUUAUGCUGCACUAUCAAAACUGAGGAGCUCAGGAAUACAUUUCAGAGAAGGAGAGGAAGGGGAAGUCUAAACCAUGAACUUCUUUCAACCCUUCACCGACUAUUUCCUAAUCCAACAAAUUGAACUUGAUAUCAUGAGGGUAGAACUUAUUAUUAUUUUUUUUUAUUGCUGUCAAAAAAGCCCUGGCCUUUUCCUAGCAAGGACUUCAAUAUAACCUUGACACCACACCAUGAUGUUAGCAGCAGAUCCUUUAAGUCCUGGAAGUUGUGAGGUGGGGGCUCCAUAAAAUGGGCACAUUUAUCCAACACAACCUGCAGGUGCUCAGUUGGAUUGAGAUCUAAGGAAUCUGGAGGCCAACACUGUUCCUGAAUAACUUGUUUUGUGGCAGGGUUACAUUAUCAUACUGUGAGAGGCCACAGCCAGCAGGGGAUACUGUUUUAAUGAAAAUGUGUAAAUGGUCUGCAACAAACUUGGGUAAAUGAUACGUGUCAAACUAACACCUAUCCAUGUGGGUGGCAGGACCCAAGGUUUACCAGGAGAACAUUGCACAAAGCACCACGCUACCUCCACUGACUUGCCUUCUUCCUCCAUCUGGGAGCCAUUUGUUUCCUAGGUGACAAACAUGAACUCUGACUGCACUGUUCAAUGAUUAGGAUUAAUUGGAAUGUAUGUACCUGACUUUUGUGAAGUGCCUUGAGACGACAUGUGUUGUGAAUUGGCGCUUUAUAAAUAAACUGAAUUGAAUUGAACUGGGACAUCCACAUGAUAUAAAGGAAGGCCAGGCUACCUUCCUUCAUUGCUAUGUGGUCCAGUUCUGGUUCAUUAACUUCUUCAGAAAUUUGAGCAACAGUUGCUUCUUUGGUUGGAUUGAACCACAUCAGCCAGCACUCUCUCCCCACUGGGUUUAAUGAGCCUGUUACCUGUUUGCCACUAUUCCCUGUUGAAAGUUACUGACCACUGCAGACCUGGAACACCCCUGAAGCGCUACAGUUUUGGAGAUGCUCUGACCCAGUGAAACUUAGAUAUCACAACUUAGCUUUUGUCAAAUUUGUUACACCUGACCAUUUUUUCUGCUUCUGACACACCAAGUUUGAGGACAAAACGUCCACUUGCUGUUUAAGACAUCCCACCUACUAAUAAGUGCCACGAUGAAGAGAUAAUUUGUGUUAUUCACUUUACCUGUCAGUCGUCAUAAUUGUGAGCCUAAACGGUGUAUUAUACCUCAACCAGUUUGACGCCUGUAAGAUAGGAUCUUCACCACCAGAGAGAGCCAUGACAAAGGAUGAGACAAAAAGAAGCAACGUGUCUGCGUCACCGAACCCAGCAUUAAUCAAAUGUUUUGAGCUGAACGUGUUCUGUUAUACCAUUUUACCGUGACUAACUACUUGAGUCUAUGCGCAAUAUGAGUACGAAGUGCAAUUCAGUGAUUAAAUUCAACAUAAGUGCCUGCAAAAAUGAAUGUGUAUAUUUUUUUGUUUUGAUGUGUUGUAUUUUUUCAAAAAAAAUCCAAAUCCUUUUUGUAUCAUUGUACGAUUAUUUUUCAUUCCUUGUUUGUUGUUGUUUUACUUCAGCGCUUCACCCAAAAGAGAGCAGUGCUCAAUUUUCACCUUCUGGACCACAAAUACAGCUCAAUUAAAAAAGA